AUGCCCCCUCGCAAAGCCCCCGCGGCGGCGAAGAGAAAGCCCGUCGACGACGCGACGCUGUGGGUCGUCGAGCACGCCGCGGCGGUGGGAAUCGACAACGACGUGCUGCUAGAUCUCCUCGACGCCGCGAAGGGCGCGACGCGGAGCGGGGAGAUGCCCGCGCGAAUCGCGCAGCGUCUGUCGCUUCAGAUGCUCUCGGACGCGGUCGAGAAGAAAGAGCCCGUGAGCGCGAAGACGUGCAAGCUCCUCGCGAAGCUGGCGCCGCUCGAAUCGCUGACGGACGAUUCCGAGGAAUUGGAGCCCAGAGUCCGCAUGUGCGCCGAGGCGGCGUGCCUCGCGAGAUCGAAAGGCUGGCCCGCGUUCAAGCUCGCGAUCGACGACAUGUUUCCCCCGCGCGUGAAUCUCGCGAAGCUCGCCAAGGCGGCGCGCGACGACCUCCUGAGCGCGCACAAGAGGUGUAAAUCUCCCGGCGCGAGCGAAAAGCCGUUCAACGCCGCGCGCAAGAAACACGGCGCGCACAAAGCCGACUCCGCCGCGGCGCGCAAAGACCUCGCGUCCGUCGUGAGCGCGCACGCCGCGACGCUCGGGUCGACGUCGCUUCAGCGUCUCAUCGAGGACAUCACCGCGGGGGCGUACAUUCCUCCGCCCGGCGUGCCCAAGGCGACGCUCGCCGGCGUCAGGGUGGGUUCCCCGGGGACGAGGCGCGCGGCGGCGGCGGCGGACGACGACGGCGGCGGCGGCGCGACGGGCGGCGAGCGCCGGAAGUCGAUGCUUCGCACGCCGACGAAGAAGACCAAGAAUAAGCGCGCGCGAGAGGAAGAGGAAGCGGUCGAGAUCGAGAAGGCUGACGACGACGCGGGGGAUGAGGACGACGUCUACGCGCCGCCCGCGGACGACGCCGGCGACCCGUGGAACCGCCUCGCGAUGGCCGCGGUGUCGCCGUCGCCGUCGCAGAAGAAGAAGCAGAAGGAGGCGUUGGCGAAGGUUGUCGCGGCGUCCCCCGCGGCGAAACGCGCGAAGAUUGGGGCUGGCGAGCCGAAGCCGAGCACGCCGGUCGGAAGAGUCGUGAACGCGCUCGCGCCAGGGCUGUGGCGUCGACGCGCGUUGGGGCUGGCGAAAGAGCCGGAGCACAAGCGGUUCAACUCGGACGGCGAAGAAGAAGAAGAAGACGACGACGACGACGACGCGUUCGGGAUCAUGCCCACGCAGGCGGCGCCGACGGAGGAGGACCUCGAGGCGGAGGCGAAGUCCAAGUCGGCCAAGCAACCCGGGUUCUUGAGCCGGGUGUUCGGCGGACGCAAGAAGGACGCCGACGCCGCGGGGACGCUGGCCGAGGACGCGGACUACGCACCCCCCGGCGGCGGCGGCGGUUCAUCUUCCGACGACGACGAUGACGACGACGACGAAUCCUUGAAGAAGCGGCUGUUGGCGAGCCCCGGCGGCGGGUUCUACGGCGGCACCCCGCGGAAAAGCCGCGGCGGCCCGCCCCUGAUUCCGAAACCGCUCGGCGUCGCGAACCGACACUCCAACGCGCGCGGGGGCACGAUCAAGGCGGCGAGAUCGGCGGGCAACACGCCGGGCGGGUCGACGCCCGGCGGCGCCGGCGGCGGCGCGGGGAUCGCGCCGCAAAAGAAGGAGAGGACGCCGUGGGCGGAGGAGGACGUGGACUUUCUCCUCGAGGGGUACGAAAAGUUUGGCCCGGACGGAGAAGACUCGAAGACGAUGUGGGCGGACAUCCUCAUCGCGGGCAUGAAACAAAACCUGUUCAAGGACCGCACGUCCAUGGACUUGAAGGAUAAGUACCGGAACAUAAAAAUCAAGAGAGCGAGAGAGGCGGCGAACGCGCUCGAGGAGGAGGAGGAGGGCGGCGGCGGUCUGUGGACGCUCAUCGCCGGGAAGAAGAGACGCCGACGGAGCAUGAACAAGAUAAAGAACGCGAUCACGGGCGAAUUGGAGAGGCGGCCGGGGAAGGCGAACCGGCACUCGAACUUCGCGCACACCUCCGGGGUCACGCAGGAGGGCGUGCGGAAGAUGCGGCAGCGGUGGACCGCGGAGGAGGAGGACUGCCUGCGGAAGGGCAUGGCGGAGUUUAACCCGCCGGGGAAGGAGGGCCCCACGGAUUGGAUCUCCAUCCUGGACAAGUACGACACGGUGAUGAUCGAUCGCACGUCCAUGGACUUGAAGGACAAGUGGAGGAACAUGAAGAAGAAGAUGGACAAGGAGCGCGCGGAUCGCAUCGCCGCCGCGCUCGCGGACGCGGGCGAAGAAGCGUCCUCGUGAAGCGACUGAAGCGGCGCGCGGUAGUACCUGUAUUCGUUUGGUUUCGUUGUAUGAUCUUAUAGUCUAGUCGUCGACGACGCGAUGAUUGUGAAAUACCCACGGAAGUACUGUACGUC
Molecule: messenger RNA, 2396 nt
Organism: Micromonas pusilla CCMP1545
Lineage: Eukaryota; Viridiplantae; Chlorophyta; Mamiellophyceae; Mamiellales; Mamiellaceae
Exons: 1
Coding region: 1-2280 (759 amino acids)
Source: RefSeq, a predicted model, not a curated record